Messenger RNA from Leucoraja erinaceus (little skate), 2286 nucleotides. RefSeq names its product integrin, beta-like 1 (gene itgbl1). NCBI's taxonomy places the organism in Eukaryota, Metazoa, Chordata, Chondrichthyes, Rajiformes, Rajidae. The coding region runs from base 209 to 1666 and encodes 485 amino acids. The record is from RefSeq and is a predicted model, not a curated record. Gene Ontology annotation, molecular function: integrin binding. Gene Ontology annotation, biological process: cell migration; integrin-mediated signaling pathway; cell adhesion mediated by integrin. The transcript has 11 exons. Gene Ontology annotation, cellular component: focal adhesion; integrin complex; cell surface.
UUCUUUUGGCUCUAGCAAUCUACCUAGCUAACGCACAUAGUUCUAACUAAUCAGAUACACUUGCAUGAGGCAAGCAGUAGGCAAAUAAAGAUUGAAGGUAGUCGUGAAUGGGCUGAAACUGACUUCACACUUUGCGGUUUGCUGGUUACAGAAUGACCGAGAAGCCUGAGUGCACUAAAACUUUAAUUUUGUCACCUUCAGCUUAAACAUGCAUGCCGACGUCCUGGUUAAAUCCAUCGUUUUACUAAUUGCCGUGAUUAUUCCUGAAAGCUUCUUGCAGUUUACAAGACACCUCUCUGGUUCCUGCGAGCUGUCCGUGCGGGAAGCGGAAAACCAGUGCCGUUCUCCGGAUGGUCUGAUCUGCAGUGGGCGCGGACAGUGCGACUGUGGAAGAUGCAUCUGCCUCGUCAGUGAGCCGGGGAGAUUCUAUGGAUCCCGGUGUGAGUGCCAAGACUGGGUCUGUGAGAGAUUCAAUGGGAAACUUUGUGGAGGUCACGGGAAAUGCGACUGUGGAAAGUGCAAGUGUGCCCAUGGCUGGUUCGGUAAUGCAUGCCAUCAUCCCAAAACAUGCGGCAUUCCGAGAAAGCAGAGCAAUGAAAUGUGCCGCAAUGCAGAUGGGCUAAUGUGUUCCAAUGCAGGCACCUGUCACUGUGGAACCUGUAUCUGCAGUAAUUCUGGAGCUGACAAGUUUGUUUAUGGAAAGUUUUGUGAGUGUAAUGACGAAGAUUGCAUUGACGAUGAAACUGACGAGAUUUGUGGAGGCCAUGGAGCGUGUUACUGUGGUAACUGCUACUGCAUGCCGGGUUGGCAUGGCGAUAAAUGCGAAUAUGAGUGUGACAUCAGCCCAUGGGAGAGCAAGAAGAGAUGCACGUCACCAGGUGACCAGACGUGCAGCAGCCGAGGGAACUGUAUCUGUGGUGAAUGUGUGUGCUACGACCUAGAUCCCAGUGGGGAGUAUGGUGACAUUCAUGGGGAGACAUGCGAAUGUGAUGAGAGAGACUGCCACGCAGUUUACGACAGGUACUCCGAUGGCUUCUGUUCAGGUCACGGACAAUGCAACUGUGGAAAGUGUGACUGCAGGGAAGGCUGGACAGGUAGAACAUGCGAGCACCCUGUCUCCUGCCCCAUUUCACCUGAGCAAAGUUCACGGAAAUGCCAAGGAAACUCUAAGUUGUCCUGUUCAGGCACAGGAAAAUGCCAGUGUGGAUUGUGCUCCUGCUUUCCCCCAGGGGAUGACCGAGUGUAUGGGAAACACUGCGAGUGUGAUGAUCGCCAGUGCGAGGACAGUGAUGGGAUCAUCUGUGGCGGGAAUGGCAUCUGCUCGUGUGGGAGGUGUAUCUGCGAUGAUGAAUGGUUUGGGAAACACUGUGAAAUUCCCAGAGACUGCAGUAUGUCGGAGCAGCAGAGCAAGGACCUGUGCGAGUCUCCCGGUGGAUUAAUCUGUUCUGGAAAAGGGUCCUGCCACUGUGGGAGGUGUAUAUGUGGCUCCCCCCAGCAGUGGUACAUUACCGGCGAGUUCUGCGAAUGUGACGACCGACAGUGUGAUGAAUACGAAGGCAUCAUUUGCACAGGCAAUGGCGUGUGCAACUGUGGAAUCUGUGACUGCUGGGAUGAAUGGACUGGGAAUGCCUGUGAGAUCUGGAUUGGGGGAUUGGAGAGCUUCUGAAGGUUCAACGGGAACAGCAAAAGGUGCUUUAAUUUCUACCACGGAUGAUUAAGGAUAUUUUGAUAUGCACUGCACUCACCAAUAACCAUCUGCACUUGCUAAUGCUUCCAUUUUAGGACUGUUACUCGCCAGCAGCCAUGUACUGGAAGAAGAUACCGGUUUCACCAACACCACAGCCUAAGUGGCAAGAUGACCUUUAAUAAUAAAUAGUUAUUGGCCUGGGAAAUCUGACAAGCAUAUUACUGUCGGGAAUGAUGCAUUUUAAUGACUAGCUUCAGUAACGUAUAAGCUGCACAUACGUAGGCAAACAGUUUCCUUGUAUACAAUGCAAAAUGCCUAGGAAUUGAGGUCACAAAGGUCACGUGUUAUUCAGGUUAUUAUUAAAUGAGCAAAUGGCUAAUUACGAGGAUAUACCGUUGACAGUAAAUCUGUAAAUGGCUCAGAGUUUCGACUGAUCUACAAAUAACUGGAGCAAUAAACACAGAUUCCUACAGUGGCUGACGGUCGUUGAUUAAGUGUUUAAACGACACCUAUAGCUUCCUAAUAUUGUCUGCCUUUAAGCGUGCAUUUAUAAAGAUUUAUUUACACUUUGAAUAAAAUGAAUGACACUUUUAAGCAAA